Molecule: messenger RNA, 7707 nt
Organism: Leptonychotes weddellii (Weddell seal)
Lineage: Eukaryota; Metazoa; Chordata; Mammalia; Carnivora; Phocidae
Source: RefSeq, a predicted model, not a curated record
GUGUGCGUGCGUGCGUGCGUGUUUGCGUGUGGUCACAGUUCCCGCCAUCAGCCGCUCUCCCUGACUAGGGGGAGUGAGCGGCCCCUCUUCUUCGUCCCCGGUGUCCCUUUCCUUCCUUACCCCCGGCUCCUCCCCCUCCGCGCGGACUCUGUGCUUCCGGCAGGCCAGUGCAGGGCUCCGGACCCGAAGGCACAGCUGAGUUGAUGGCUUCCGGAGAACUGGCAUAGCUGCAAAAUAUGAGUAGUUCCCCAAGAAGAGUGCAUUGCCUUUGGCACAAGGAUCAGAAUAAAGGUGAAUUGUUAUUACAUAGGGUUUUUCAGUAAAAGUCACUGAAAAAAUCUGUCAGGUGAAGGUGUAUUUUUGCUUUUUAAUUUGGCUAGAAGCAAUUUAUUUUUAAAGAAAGUAUGUCUCCUCUGAAGAUACACGGUCCUAUCAGAAUUCGAAGUAUGCAGACUGGAAUUACAAAAUGGAAAGAGGGGUCCUUUGAAAUUGUGGAAAAAGAGAAUAAAGUCAGCCUAGUAGUUCACUACAACACUGGAGGAAUUCCAAGGAUAUUUCAGCUAAGUCAUAACAUUAAAAAUGUGGUGCUUCGACCCAGUGGAGCGAAACAAAGCCGCCUAAUGUUAACUCUACAGGAUAACAGCUUCUUGUCUAUUGACAAAGUACCAAGUAAGGAUGCAGAGGAAAUGAGGUUGUUUCUAGAUGCAGUCCAUCAAAACAGACUUCAUGCAGCCAUGAAACCUUCUCAGGGGUCUGGUAGUUUUGGAGCUAUUCUGGGCAGCAGGACUUCACAGAAGGAAACCAACAGGCAGCUUUCUUACUCAGACAAUCAGGCAUCUUCAAAAAGAGGAAGUUUGGAAACUAAAGAUGAUAUUCCAUUUCGAAAAGUUCUUGGUAAUCCAGGUAGAGGGUCAAUUAAGACUGCAACAGGAAGUGGACUACCUGUCACCCGGACAAUUCCUUCUUUGACAUCUACAUCAACCCCUCUUAGAUCAGGGUUAUUAGAAAAUAGGACUGAAAAGAGGAAAAGAAUGUUAUCUGGCUCAGAGUUGAGUGAAGAUUACCCUAAGGAAAAUGAUUCAUCAUCGAACAACAAGGCUAUGACAGAUCCCUCCAGAAAGUAUUUAACCAGCAGCAGAGAGAAGCAGCUGAGUUUGAAACAGUCAGAAGAGAAUAGGACAUCAGGGCUUUUACCUUUACAGUCAUCAUCCUUUUAUGGCAGCAGAACUGGAUCCAAGGACUACUCCUCUGGUAGCACUAACUUAGACAGGACCAAUGUUUCAAGCCAAACUCCCUCUGCCAAAAGAAGUUUGGGAUUUCUUCCUCAACCAGCUCCUCUUUCUGUUAAAAAACUGAGGUGUAACCAGGAUUACACUGGCUGGAACAAACCAAGAGUGCCCCUUUCCUCUCACCAACAGCAGCAACUUCAGGGGUUUAUGGAUGCUCAUGAAUUUUUAAGUCAAUGCUUAGACCAGCUGAAAGAGGACAUGGAAAAGUUAAAUAAAACUUGGAAGACCGAACCUGUUCCCGGAGAAGAAAAUUCGUCAGAUAUUUCAGCCACAAGGGUGUACACUUGCCCUGUUAUUACUAACUUGGAGUUUGAGGUUCAGCACUCCAUCAUCUGUAAAGCAUGUGGAGAAAUUAUUCCCAAAAGAGAACAGUUUAAUGACCUCUCCAUUGACCUUCCUCGAAGGAAAAAGCCACUCCCUCCUCGUUCAAUUCAAGAUUCUCUUGAUCUUUUCUUUAGGGCAGAAGAACUUGAGUAUUCCUGUGAGAAGUGUGGUGGGAAGUGUGCUCUUGUCAGGCACAAAUUUAACAGGCUACCCAGGAUCCUCAUUCUUCAUUUAAAACGAUAUAGCUUCAAUGUCACUCUCUCACUUAACAACAAGAUUGGGCAGCAAGUCAUCAUUCCAAGAUACCUGACCCUAUCUUCUCAUUGCACUGAAAAUACAAAACCACCCUUCACCCUUGGUUGGAGUGCACAUAUGGCAAUUUCUAGACCAUUGAAAGCCUCUCAAAUGGUGAAUUCCUGCAUCACCAGCCCUUCUACACCUUCAAAGAAUUUCACCUUCAAAUCCAAGAGCUUGGCUUUAUGCCUUGAUUCAGACAGUGAGGAUGAGCUAAAACGCUCUGUGGCCCUUAGCCAGAGACUUUGUGAAAUGUCAGGCUGCGAACAGCAGCAGGAAGACCCGGAAAAAGAUUCAAAAUCAUGUAGAAUAGAGCCUGAUAAGUCUGAAUUGGAAAACUCCGGAUUUGACGGAAUGAGCGAAGAAGAGCUUCUAGCAGCUGUUUUAGAGAUGAGUAAGAGAGAAGCUUCACCAACUCUGAGUCAUGAAGAUGAUGAUAAACCAACCAGCAGCCCAGAUACCGGAUUUGCAGAAGAUGAUAUUCAAGAAAUGCCUGAAAAUCAAGACACUGUGGAGACUGAGAAACCCAAAACAGUCACAGAGACCGAUUCUGCCGGUUUUACUGAGAUAACUAAAGACUGUGAUGAGAAUAAAGAAAACAAAACUCCAGAAGGAUCUCAAGGAGAGGUUGAUUGGCUCCAGCAGUAUGAUAUGGAGCGUGAAAGGGAAGAGCAAGAGCUUCAGCAGGCAUUGGCUCAGAGCCUUCAAGAGCAAGAAGCUUGGGAACAGAAAGAAGACGAUGACCUCAAAAGAGCAACAGAGUUAAGUCUUCAAGAGUUUAACAACUCUUUUCUGGAUUCAUUGGGUUCCGAUGAGGACUCUGGCAAUGAGGAUGUUUUAGACAUGGAGUACACAGAAGCGGAGGCGGAGGAACUAAAAAGAAAUGCAGAGACAGGAAAUCUUCCUCAUUCUUAUCGGCUCAUUAGUGUUGUCAGUCACAUUGGUAGCACCUCUUCUUCAGGUCAUUACAUUAGUGAUGUGUACGACAUUAAGAAGCAGGCAUGGUUUACUUACAAUGAUCUCGAGGUAUCUAAAAUCCAGGAGGCUUCUGUGCAGAGUGAUCGGGACCGGAGUGGUUAUAUCUUCUUUUAUAUGCACAAGGAGAUCUUUGAUGAGCUGCUGGAAACGGAAAAGAAUUCUCAGGCACUUAGCAUGGAAGUGGGGAAGACCACUCGUCAGGCCUUGUGAGGAACAAACUCCUGGGUUGGCAGUGUGCACUGCUUAUUCCCUCCUACUGCUGCCCACCUCACCUUUCCUCUGCCCAAGGAGAAUUUGGAAUUCUACUUGAUGCGGGAGCAACAAACAGCUCAGGGCCAAACCAAAAGACGAAAAUUGCAAUUAUGUGGAACGCUCCAUGCUAAUUGUUUUAUGGAAACUUUGGUCUCACAUCUGUAGCUGAUUAUCCUCUUUUUCUCCUACAAGAGUGGCACUUCCUUUUGUCUUAGGAAUACGUGUUGUAAAUAAUAUAUAUAUGUACAUACACACACACACGUAUGUGGAAUGAAUGGAGCCUUAAAGAGUUAGGAUGAGCCACCAUAGUAUUCCUGUUCAAAAUUAAUAGCACAGCAGUUUGGAGAAGAAAUGAAGGUGUCAAAGAGUCCAUUCACCUGAGAGAUGUGUAAAGAUGUACAUAUUGGUUGGCAUUUAGUUUUUCUGUUCCUUGAGUAGUUUCACUCAAGUCUAUAAUCUUUCACAUGUGUUUCUUAUUAGUAAAGUUCACUGGAAAGCCAGCUCUCCAUGUUACACUAAUGACAGUUUGUCCUCCUUGCAAGGGAGAGGCAUUUCUGCCACCUGACGUGAGGAGCUUUUUUUUUUUUUUUUAAUUACUUCAUGGAUUUGUAAUGCUUUUGCUGUUUACAUGCAGUCCCAAGAAAUGGAUUGUUGGUGCUUUGGAAUGGGUUAUGGUCCCCCGUUUGGUAUUCAUUGUACACUUUGUAUUUUCUUUAAAAGAGAUUCUUCACACAGUAUAUUCAUCUAUAUUAUUAUGGUAGUGAAGAUAGAAUCUUUUCUUUUUCUUCUGUAUCAUUCUUCCAUGGAGCAAGCAUUACCCUAAUAGAUUGCAACCAAAAUUUUAAGAGGUAGGAAAAUAAUAUCCCAAUUGGGACUCCCCAGCAAGGACACCUGGGGAUAAGGAAGAAUGCUAGCAUCUGUCUGUCAUACAUGGAGAGGUCAGGAUGAGGAUUCUCGUGUUAAAGCUAAAAACUCUGGACCACUAGAAGCCCUACUGCAAGUGGGAAAUUAAGUACAUGAGCUUAGGAUGAAGCUUGAGCAUUUAAUCAUUUGUUGUCUGUCUUUGCCCUUAAAACAGGGUGAAAAUUAGAAUGAGAUUGGUUUAGGUAAUCCCAAGAACUAACAAGUAACAAAGGUGCAUAAUAUAUUUUAUCUUUUUAGGUGCUUUGAGUUGAGGCUAAAUGGGAAUGCAACAUUAAGUGCCACAUUAGUCACUCAGCUGGCGUAACCAGCUUGGAUAUUAAGCAGCCUGUGAAACCAUAUAAAGAAUGAGUUUGAGAGGAGAAUUCUAUCCACAGAAUAACUUUGUAAGCCCAGGAAUCAUUAGGUUCACACAGUUAAGUGUAGCAAAAUGAAACUUUCAAUAUUUUCUUUCAUGUUUUACUUCCUUUUAUUAUCAGGAAGGAGGGAAUUCUUGUUUCACUUCUGAGGUAGGGACAAAACCACAUCAGUUUUUUAAGGGGAGGAAACAUGUUAAAGUCCAUCAUCACAGAAGGUGCAACAUCUUUUCUAGAACAUUGCCUUAAGAGAGCACCAGACCCCACACUUGGACGUGUUCUGACGUAGUAACUUGUUCUAAAAUUCUCAGUUUUUAAAUUGUAAAUGGCCCCAGCGCGUUGGUUAACUACAGAUGAAAAGUUCGGCCUCCUACCAUUUACCUAUGCACUACCACAGUGAACAUUCCAAAAUGGUAUGCCGGUCGGUUGUGCGUGAAUAAUAUAGAGCAGAGGAAAAUAACUUUUAAAACUGUAGCUUUUGCUGGAAAAUAACUGGUUUUUUCCAAAAUGAGUGAAGUGGUGGUCAAAUUCUGUAGCUAGUUAGGACUUCUCUUCUGCGUGUUUGCAUUUGAGAGCUUCGAGAGGUGCUGUUUAAAACGACUGGAAAUGUAUUGAAGUGAGGGAUACAUUAGGGCAUUAAAAAAAAUAGAAAUGAUGCCAUAGGCCUGAUUGCCCAUGAAGUGCCCUCAUUUGACUUGCUUUUUGUAGCCUGUGUGUUUGUGUGUGGGUGUGUGGUUUGGAAGUACACGUGGCUUAGAAACCUGUUUUGAUUGGAUCUUCCUUUCUUGGGCUGGACUUGCUAAUUGAAAAUAGGUUACUGAGGUAGAUGAAUUAUCUUACUGCUGAUAUGCUUGCAACUUUGGGACUUGAAUUUCCUUGGUAGCUGUGCAUUUUUGUGGCCUUGUCAGCCUUCCUCCCUCCCUGUGCUCCUUAUUCCCCCUUUCACUACACUUCUCAUUUGGGUUCAUGACUACAGGUGGAAAUUUUAGCUUUGAAGGGGUUUAUUGGGUUUUUUUGAGCUGGGUGUAUAUAUUUAAAAAUUAUAAGUAGAUAAUAUAUAUAUAUAUAUAUAUUUUUUUUUUUUGCACAGUAUGAUCAGUUUGCUCAGAAUUGGGGGGGAUGGGGCAUUUGGUGUGUUGGGGCCAGGAAGGGACAAGUCAGAUGGGGACAGAGUGCUUCAGUCCCAGGCAGCCUACACAGUCACCUUUCUACUGAUAAUACCAAAUAUGGUUACAUCACUUUAAAUGACGUUGAAUUGGUACUUGACAGCACUUCGUUCUGCAGACAGCUGAUCUUAAUUGAAAUUUUUUGGAAGGGAAAACUAAAAUUCAAACUUACUGAUUCUUACCACCUAGUAUUAUGGAGAAUUGGAAGUUGCAUAUAGCCAGAUAGUUGCUGCCCCUUUAGUAGCCAUGACUCUAAUUUAGGCCUAUGAGAUAGACUCUGUUUUGCGGGGAAUGUAUUUAUAGUGUGUGCACACUCAUGCGUUUUGUGUCAGCAGGAUAGAAUAAAAACAGCAAGUCCAUGAAUUGUUCUUCUAUUUACAUUUUGAUUCCAAAAGCUAUUUGUUUACUUGCCAUGGUCUCUUAAUUUCGGGCCUAACUUAAUGGCUCAGUAACAGAUGUAACAAAUGUAAAUGUGUUUACAUUUUUAAAAGUAUACAGAGAUACUUACAAAUCAGCUGAUUAACUCUGGGAGGCAAAUAGUAGACUAUACAUUUCUUUACUUCUCUUUUUGUUCAAGUGUAGAAUUUUUCCAAAAGAGAAACUUUAAGAAUUAAAACCUCAGCAAGUGAAUUCAUGAAUUUACUUAUUUUUCCAUACUGCAGUUACCAUUAUGUUACUAUAUAAACAAAGCUCUACAUGUGUACAGCUACGAAUAUAGUUGUAUAAUGGAAAUUAUUUGGAAACAUCUAAAUUGAAGAGAUUUUUGACAGUGUCUAUAUAGUUGAGUGUUAUGAGUAUAGAGAGAGCAUGGGGGUGAGGUUUGGAACCAUACAGAAAAAAAGUAGUUUGUAAACUCAUUCGUGAUCUGAAAAGAGUUUAUACUAAAACAAAUAAAAAUAUUACUCUUCUUUCUUUGUCCUCUGAAAUGAGUGCAGUGGAUGCACUUAGUCAUCCAAACUUUUUUUUUUUUUUUUUUUUUGGUUCUUUGCUUUAAUUGGCACCCCCUACCCUGCGCCCCCAUAGGCGGUCUUUUGUUUUAAAUCAGGGAAACAGAGCUAGAUCUCCCAAGUACAUUUGGAUCUUGUAUAUAUAUGUAUGGAGAUUUUUAGAAACACCAACAACCCAGUACCAGAUGCAAGUCCCAUGAGUGUCCCCGAAAAACAGGCGUGUCUUUUUCCUUCUCCCCAUCUUGCUUUACCACUGAGUAAUGCUCUCUUUAAGUGUGUACAAAAACUACUGGGUUUCUGCCAUCUGAUGUCUUUUGAAUGCAGUACUUCAAAAUUCUAAUUUUGUCUCUAUUGGUAGGUCUUAAUAACAUCUGAAAAACAUAGAUAUUUUAUUGGAAAACUACAGUUCGGUAGACCUUGAGAGUUUUGUGACGUUCUUCAGCUGUGCGUCACCACAGUCACUGGCUCCUUUAUGGCAUGCUUUGAUUACUAGACUUCAGGCAGUCUUUUCCGUUGUAUCAUAUUUAUACACAGCAAAUUUUUCUUUCCAUGUGUGCUAUAUGUCUGAGGUUUUGAAGUUUUUAAUAAAAAGUGUGCCAGUGUAAGUGUAAGCAGUUGAUUUUAGUAACAUUGGACUUUUCUAAAGUACAUUAAGAGGUUCAAAGUAUAGGCAUGUUCGCUGGUGAAACCAUAGAGGGGAUGAGGUUCUGGAUCAAGACCCAAGUUCGGUAGGUCAAAUGCCAAAACGAGCAAUCAGCUGACCUGGCCUGUUUCAAGAACAGAGGGGAUGCGGGGAGUGAGACCACACACCUAUCGUCCCCAGGUUUCCCUCCCUCUCUGAGCUUGUCUUUGCAUCCCAAUUCCUCUGGCCUGUUGUCAGUGUGGUUUACUUAUGCUGUGGAGAGGAAAACAGAAGGAAGGGUCCUACACUUUGCCUAAUUGAGCCACUACCAGAUUUGCUGGCAGCUUUGGCCACAUUAUUUGUGAGGUGAUUUUCUUUCUUUGUGUUCAGAGUGACUUGAUUCUGAUUCUUUAUGUUGUUUCGUAUGGAGCGGCACUUUAUCUGUGUUUUAGCAGAACUGUUCCUCUAUCCUUUACGGUUUUUCCUUGUUUUUGUUUCCUUUUUAAAUUAUGCAUAGAGUUUUUUGUGUGUGUGAAAUUAAAGCCUUUAUUAACCUUG